AAUAUUUUAACACUGCAUAAUUUAAACUGCCUGCAACAGAACAAUGAGUGAACUCUUCCCGCGUACUUUCCCCCUUCGCUGGCUGUUUAAAUACAGGAUGUGACGUUUACAACUCCGACAAACUGCCGUUUAAAAUACAGGAACAGGCUUUUAGGCUGCAGUGAGACCUCUUGUUUCAGAAACAAUCCGAAAAAUAGAAUUUAUCGUUAAAGCUUGAUAUCCGUAACGCAUUAAACGUAUUCCGUAAUCGGACGACUGUAGUAGUUAGGAAUAUUUAACUCUACUAAACGCUUUAUCAAAACAAGCAUCUUUUGGAUUAACGAGCUUUUAAACGACAACGUGUUUUUGUUGAAUUUCUGAGGCUAGAGCGAUGAAAAGGAAAGUAGCGAGACUGAAGCUUAGUCCGAACGAAGAGGCUCAGCUCAUAAAACAAGAACAUGAAAGAAGACGAAAACUGAGAUUGCAACAGGUCCGAGAGCAGGAGCGGUACAUCGCGCUGCAGAUCAGGAGGGAGGUGCAGCAGCGCCGCGACCUCGAGCUCCAGAACCUGGCCGAGGAGCUGAGGGCCGCGUGGCUGCGGCAGCGGGCGGAGAGAGUGCGGGCGCUCGAGUCGCUCUACCAGCACAGCCUGAGGGCCGUGGGAGAAGGCCACCGGCGCGCCAAAGAAAACGAACCUGAUCUGGCUGCAAUUGCACAGAAGAUGCUGCAGAGUAACGAGAAGGCUGAAGAGAGACACAGACACGCACUGAAAGAGUUAAAAACGCAAAGGCAGAAACAAAGUGAAGAGCAGACUAGACACUUGAAAGCUCGCAGAAAAGCUCUACUUGCAGAAAAAGAGAGGUCGGCAAAGAUUGCCAGUCUCCCACCUCCUCCUCCAGACCCUUUUGAAAACAUUAACGUAAAGAAGCUUCCUUCUGUCAAGAUGUAUGACGUCGACGGUUUUUCUGUCACUCAUUACCAUCUACCCGAGACGUGUGUGGACAGAGAAGCCGUGACGGAGCAGGCGGAUGCUCGGGCCGCAGCAGCAGUCGAGGGCAGGCGCCUCGAGGAGCUGGAGAAGGAAGAGGAGCAGGAGAGGAGGGAGCAGCUGGAGAAGGCCAGACUGAGGGGCAGCCAUGCCCUGCGAGUGGUCCAGCUCACCCAGGACCGGGAGAGACUGCUGAUGGAGCUUGAGCAGAUGCAGCAGGCAGAUCUGGCCAGGCGCAGGCAGGUUGUGGCACAGAUGCCUCCCCAACUCUUUGAACCUGCACACAAGCAACAAGAACUGAAAGAAGAAAAGCAGAGGGAUCUUGAGUUUGCCUUUGAAGACAUGUAUUCCGGAGAGAGAAGAGUAAAGGGUGACUUGGUUCUUCGCUUAGUCCCGGAACCACUUCCUGUGCCAUCCACAGGAAGUCGUGAUGGUGAAUUGGACGUAACCCUGGAGUCUGUGGUAACAUCUAAUGGCGAAGAGCACUCGGAAGAGAGCCAAUCGGUUCGCUUGCCAAGAAGAACAGAAGAUCAGGCCCAGGCCUCAAAACAAGCAUUAAAGCGACUACUGAGCAAGGUCCGGACCCAGAGAGACCAGUGGAGCUCCCGUAGUGAGGCUGAGACGGCUCCCGAAACCAUGACUAUCGAAUCGGGCUCCCUGGACAGUGAAGAGAGAGACGAGGAAAUAUCCACUUGUCCCAGAGAUGGACCCCCUCGUGCAAAACCUCCUGCAUUGGCUUCCCAGCCUGAAGGUCCUGAAACAUCAGAGGAGUCAAUUAUUGCUGGGAGUACGACCCUGCUGCAUCCUAGAGAACAAGCCAAUAAAUUACGUUCAGCUUCUGAGAAGAAAAAACAGGAGGAAGAGUUGGAAGUGCAAAAGCAAGAACAAGUUGCACUGCUACAGCACCUAGAGGAGCAGAAAAGGAUUUUGGAAGCUCAUUUACAGCAGGCUCUGGCAGACAGGGAGCGGCUACAGGCUGCGAUCCUGGAGAAUCCCGAGGGAAAUGAACAGCCUCAAUCCCAGAAAGAAGAACCAUCUGCUGCCACUGAGAAAAACAACGUCCUACUUUCUUCAUCUUCAGAGGAUGAACAUGUAAAGAAGAUUCGACAAUAUCAACAGCGCCUUCUGGAACAAAAUCGGCUUCAUAAACAGUCGGUGGAAGAAGCAAGACGGUGCCUUCAGGAUUAUCAGUUGAUGUUGAAGAAAAGAUAUCCGUCUUUUUCCACAACAGUGGUGAAUCCAUCUACUGAUGUAUCGGCACCUCAGCAACCUAUUAGUUUCCAGCAGGGUGGACUUCACAAUGGCCUCUUGGACUCGGGCUUACCAUUACCUGAAGCGACAGUAGAUCAGUAUUUGGAACCAAAGCAGCCCACUCAAUUGACGUUUAUUGUAAAUCCUAAAACAAACGGCAAUUUGCCCCCUGGCCCUUUUCCAUUAGGGACUCAUAAUGGCAGCUUACUCGCGCAGUCUCAAUCCAACAGCUCAAAAUGGUGUCAUUAUGAAACAUCUGACACUGACAAUAGGUUACAAACUUGCAUUCCAUCUACAUUUCCAAUUACUUCUGUCUUGGGUAGUGAUCCCUCUGGAGCUCAUGCACCAGCCCAGAACUCUGAUGGAGACUCGCAAAUUCGGCUGCCAGCACAACACUCGGGGAGGGAAUUUUAUCAAGACUUGCUGAAUGCAAAGACGCACCCAGUGCAUGAAACCUUUCAAGGAACCUUUGAAAUGCAGAGGUCAGAAGUAGAUGUGGGACAGCUUUUAAAAGUUGACACCAACUUUCAUGGUAUUGCUCUGCAAAAGGGUCAGCUGUCUUCAUUCGUGCCUCUGGAAACAUCCAACCCUGAGACCCAAAGACAUCCUUUACAAGGUGAAGCUCAUAUAUCGGACAAAGGUUCAAAUGUUUCACAGAUCGUGCAGGUGCCCGUCCUUCAUCAGGAACGGGAUUUAUUAAAACCAUCAGACCGCUGUAAAGAUAUAACAGUUGCUAUUUCAGAUGUUAGCACUUCAUCUCUUGUGGCCGCGACGCCUGUCCAGAGCCAGGGCAGGCUCCUGGUAUCGUCUACGGAGAUCUUGGCCCAGAAGCACCAGCUCCUGGAAACUCGGGAGAAGCUGGCAAGGCAGAGAGGAGAAGCUCUCCUCCAGCAGCAGAGAGUUCAAGAAGAAUUGCUGAUGCAAAAGCAGAACAAGCUGAAGGAACAGAUGAGCAGACAGCCAACAUCCUUGGAAGGAUUCCACACUUACAAGCUGUCGGCACAGCCCAGGCAGGAGACAUCUGUCUCAAAGAUCAAUAAAGCAGAACAGUUCCAUCUAAUGUCUUCAGUGCCGGAAUCUGAUAGUGCUCCUGUGCAGUCUCAGAGUGUGGAACUGAAGUUUAAUUUGUCUUCACAAGCAAAUCCCAAUACAUUUUCUCUCAACCAUCAGACAUUUGUGCCAAGUGGUUCCUCAUUUCAAAAUGAGUACCAAAGCCGAAACAGCCAACUAAACAGACCACAGAAACCACCUCUGGCCAAACCUAAACUGGGAAUUUUGGAAAUGAUUGAACAGCAUGAGCUUAGUGCAAUUCAGGAGGUCGAGACUCCAAUAAGCGACAGCCUUCCCAUAGAAGAGGACGUGGGAGAAGAUUCUAGUGUCACUGGAUGCCCAGUGGAGGUGGUCUCUUUCCAAACUGAGUACUCUGGUUCGUCUCAGAGUAGCACCAGGCAGCUUUCCAGUGCUGCUGAAUCAGGCUGUUCCAGUAAGCUGUCCUGGAGAGAGAGACUGCUGCUGGAGGCAAGUUCUUCCUCACAGCCUGCUGUUCCUGCUUUUUCAUCACCUGCUGCACAAAUGGAAUUGCCUAACUAUUCAUCCGAUAUUGGAAGAGGUGUACUGAGUUAUCCUGGUCCAGUUAUUCCAAGGUUUAAACCAAGAAGUGAGAUCAUGGUUCCUCCUUCGUCGGUGGAUCUAUUUUCCAUGCCAUCAGACCAAAAACCGUUAGACACGGAUUGUUUGUCUUCCACUACAAUUUCAACGGGAAGCUUUUCAACCAGUGAAGCAGACCUAAACUUUACAGGAACUGAUGCUUUCACGCAACCAACAGAUUAUACAAGAGCUAAAUUCUCUGAAGGCUCUCCAAAUACAUUGCUUGCCUCUUCUAAACCUAACACCAGUGAAGUCCUAAAACAUUUAUCACCCUCUUCAGAGUCUAUUAAUGGCAACAGCAUUCAACGCAUAAUCGACAAAUACACUAAAGAACUGAAUCACUCUUUGGAUGCUGUUGGGAAUUUUUAUGCACCUUCAGCUGGGAUGGAUAUAACAGAACUGGGGGAAUCUAAUUGUCAUACAUCCCUGCAGUUAACAAAGCAUGAUAACCAUCCUUUCCAACCUCUGAGUGCAAGAACGGAACUUGAAGUUUCAUGUUUGUCUACAGAAAUAUCUGUGGCACAGAAAACAAAGGAUAACUUUGAGGAUGUAGAUAAUUAUGAUCAAAGCAGUAGAGACAGUGCUGAUUUUGGAAAGGACCUCUCUAAACCAAGCACUAGCGUUACAGAAAAAGCUCCUGGUCUUUUUCUUCCUCUGGAGCCAAAACUUUACUAUGACACAUCUUCCUCAUCACAGCAAUCGGAAAGAGUGAUAGAGAUACAGCGCACUAAGGAGCCAAACUACACAGAUCAUGGAGACUUGACAGAUAGCCUUGCUGAUCACCCUUCCUCAGAGUCCGUGAAUGAAGGUCAGCUUGUGAAUUGUGUUUCAGCAACAACUGAAAAUGAAAUUUCAGGCGAUGUAGCCAUUUGUCUCUUGCCAUGGCUGUCUCCUACAACCUCAAGCCAGCAGCACCAGGCUCAACCAGGGUCAGAGGCUUCAAGCUCUUUAUGUGGACCACAGGAAAAACUCGCUGAGACGCCCAGAGCUGAACCUUCUCUGGGUUUGGGCAAGUGUGUGCUGGACUCUUCAAUGAACCUGGCUCCAGAGCAGCACAUCCAGGAAUCAUUCCAGGAGGUCCCUCAUGAUUUAAGAGACUCCUCAAUGGUGACAGCCUCUCAAGAGCAAAGUAUUUUUGUGGACCAAACUUCAGAGUCCUUCCAUCCUCUUCAUCCAGAAGUUUCCUUAAACGAGAACGCCGAGAACUCUGUCGCCUUUCAUGAAACGGAAAUGAGAUUCUCAGAGCAAGGCUUGCAAGAAAGCCAGGGCCAUUUUUCAGAUGUGAGCCAAUCCCAUGCAAAAGAAGGUACAGGUGAAAAUGAGCUCACUUCUGAGCUCACAUUGCAGCAAGACACUGACUUCUCAAGGAUUUCUGAGGAAUCGCUGGAAUGCUUCAGGCAGCAAAGUUUAGAAACUGCACAAAUACAGCUGGAGUUGCAAGAAUCAUUCUACCAACUUUCAACUACAGAGAGUAUGAUGGACCCAGUCUUGACAGAGCCUCCUGUUACUGCAGAGACUGACGUUUUAGAAUACAGCAUGUGCCACCUGUCUCUCAAUGACACACAACACUCUCCAAAGAAAGUAAUGGACAAUAAGACCACAGAGGAGGAAUCCUCUAAAGAGAGACAGUCUGCAAACUCGGGGCUGGUAUAUGAUGACCAUCAAGAUGUGCUGAAAAUGGAGCAUUUGGAUCACCAACCUAUAACAUUAAUGGGCGAAGGCUGUACAAACUUUAGCCUUCCUUUCUGGGAGACAGACUUUGGGAGAGGAAUCAUGGAGGAACCUGAACUGACUCUAAUGAGUCUAAAUGAAACAACUCUGCAAGAAGAGGAGCUAACCAGUAAUAAUAUGGAAGAAACCACAGGGGACAAAAGUGAAAAGCCUUAUUUGAGCAAGAGCCCUGAAUUGGAAAAUAUCACCAAGAGCUGCACAUCUAAGUCUUCAGUGGAUGGGAAUGGUUCUCUACCUGCGAUGUUUAAUACUUCUGAAGGAUUAAGGAGCUCAAGAGAUAAUUCAUCGUCUUGUGAAGCAGUGAUGUUCCUGGAGUUGCAUUCCUCAUCUGGUAGUUUACAGGAACUCUUCCUUCAGAAAAAGAAGAAUUUAAUUGAGAAGUCUGCUGAAAGGGUACAAGAGAUUAAAACUAGGAGACUCCAAUCAAGAAUGAUGCUGACUGUAAAACCUCUUGAAUCUCUUGCACAGAGCCAGAAAAUGAACUGCAAAGCACAAAUUUUACCCUCUGCAGGCAUGUGCGAAUUAAAGAGGGUGGGUGAAGUGAAGGUCUGCACUCCUGAACAGAGAAAGUUCUCCGAAAUGGCGAUGUACCAAAGAACAGAGAGGUUAUAUAACCAACUUGAAGAGGUGAAGCAGCAGAAGGAAAUUAAGAUGAGACGAGAAGCCUAUGCACAAAAUCGGGAAAAGGCGAAACAGUUUCAGCAGAAAACUCUGCAGAAAUUGAGAGAAAAGCGAACCCAACACUGAGUAUUUAAUUUCUAUUUUUAGUGUUUGUCUUGUAACUUAUUUGAAUUUUGUGAAUUAGACCAUUAUGUAUAUCUAAUUUAAAUGUGACUAACAGUAAUUAGAUUAACUGUAUUUGUAAAAUGUUUCUCUGAUUAAAGUGCCUUAAAAACA
This is a messenger RNA of Lepisosteus oculatus (spotted gar), 6493 nucleotides long. It is a transcript of the gene cep295, whose product is annotated as centrosomal protein 295. Lineage: Eukaryota; Metazoa; Chordata; Actinopteri; Semionotiformes; Lepisosteidae. The record is from RefSeq and is a predicted model, not a curated record. Gene Ontology annotation, molecular function: microtubule binding.